AUGCUUCUUACCAUGCAUCUGAGUCUCAAUUACGCGGCUGUCCGCUCCGUGCAGAUGACCAGUCUAAACCGACAACGAGCAAACAUCGUCUUCUCAACACUACUAAACUCCGACACGGACCUUGACAUUGCGAACUUCAAUCCCACCCACGAAACUCACCCAACCCCCAAGCAUAGCAAAGCAACACAAUCCCAGAAACAAUGGCAGAUACCAACCCCAGCCCAAGUCUCCAAGCAAGAGAAGAUCUUCGAGACGGACGGCAUCCUAAGAUGGGUCUCUGCCCCAUCAACACAACACAAACUAGGCACCUGCCGUAUCGGAGUCCCACUCGAACAAUUCCUCGCCCCAUCUUCGACACGCACGGGAUCCGGCUCCCUCAAAACAUCAACCCCCAUAUCCGACCUUUCCUCCCUCUUUAAAUCAGAAGACUACCUGUUAUUCCUGCACCGUAACCGCCAAUCCUGGGACGCAAGAAUCCUCCUGAAGACGAGUAGCACGACCCAAACGCAGCUAAAAGCCUGGAUGCACGUAUUACUGGCUGCACGAGUGCUAUGCUCGUCCGCAAAGGAGAUGCGGACACAGGAGAUAGAGUAUAUCAUGGACACGAUCUCCAAGACAUUGACUUUCCUAAACGAUGGCUCUCGGACGGAUCAGUACAUGUCAGCUCUAACAGAGGCAGGAUGGGAUCUGAACGUUGCUGCAUUGGAGACAAGGUCUGGACGGCGGAUUGCUUGUACUUAA
Aspergillus oryzae RIB40 is the source of this 741-nucleotide messenger RNA. RefSeq lists its product as uncharacterized. The record is from RefSeq and is a predicted model, not a curated record. NCBI's taxonomy places the organism in Eukaryota, Fungi, Ascomycota, Eurotiomycetes, Eurotiales, Aspergillaceae. Bases 1 to 741 code for a protein of 246 amino acids. The transcript has a single exon.